Molecule: messenger RNA, 3837 nt
Organism: Peniophora sp. CBMAI 1063
Lineage: Eukaryota; Fungi; Basidiomycota; Agaricomycetes; Russulales; Peniophoraceae
Source: the annotation of a GenBank genome assembly
AUGUCGGCCGACAGCAAGACACCACUGGCUGCGCCGGCUACAGAGCCACCUUUGAUACCUGAGCGCUUUGUCGACAUACCGACACAAAGAUUAUAUGCAAUAAGUCUGGGCGCUUGCAUCCAGGCCAUAAAAGUAUUCGACUUCUUCCAAUACCUGUUCUCGUCCUUCACCGGCGCCGCGCCACAAUAUGGGCGUAAGUGGGCCUUUGUCGACCUAUUAUUCUGCGUCGGACUGUCUUAUCUCCGAAUACCGCGGCUCAAUUACGCAAGAGCGAUGGUUUGCCUACAAAUAGUCGGUCUUUGGGUACUGGAUGGACUGCUCUUUGGUGGCAUAGAGCUCCAUUUGUUGGGAGGCGAGGGUGCGCAUGAUGCGGCAAUUGAGCGCGUCGAAUACGGUUCGAGCUCUUCAUUGGGCAGUAUCUUCUCUGGUCCACUCGCGCUACUGGGCUUCGAAUCCUACGCCGACCGUGACUCGCAUCUGCAGGGACAGCAUACAGUGCGAAUGUCACCAAUUAGCACGGCAUACCUGAACCCGUACGGCGCAGCAUACUGUCUUGAUUCCCCGUCAAGUACCAUCCUUGUUCCCCUCUUGCUCAAUAACUCGAACCCCACCGCGGUCCAAUACUCCAUCACACCUCUCGGUUAUACCGAGGGAAAGGGCAUGAAGAUCAUUCACAAGACGGUCAGCGCUCGGGAACUCAAGGCGAUCGAAGCUGCACGGACGUCUUCUAUGCAACUUGUGAAACGCGCGUCUUCUGCAGACAGCGAGUACGACGAAUAUGACGACGACGACGAUACGAUUCCUGAUGAUGCACCUCGGCUACAGAAGUCGCAGUCUCUUGUACAUAUCCAGAUCUCACAGCCGGGUACUGUGGAGCUGCAGACCGUACAAGAUACGUCUGGCGUAGACGCGCGCGUUGUUUACCCAUCCUCUGUGGCUAUCGCUCCUUGCCCUCGCGCACAAUUCACAUCUGAUGACAUCCUUGCCCGUGGCGAGAGCGUUAAAUGCGUUGCGUCGGAUGCUGCCGCGAAGGCCGUCAAUGUGGAUUUGUCCCUCCGGAUAGCUGGUGUACCACCUCUGAGUCUUAAGUGGUACAAGGAAGUGAACGGCAGACAGGAGUACUCGAUGGUCGAGGGUAUCGAAGACGGCCAUGCGCCGCAUCGCGUGGGAGCUUCCGGUCCCCCAGCUCCCCAGACCGUCGUUGUACCGCUCGCGGUACAAGCUCGAGCACUGGGUACCCACGUCUACGCCCUAGACAGUGUGACCGAUGCCCUCGGGAACACCGUUCAAUUGGGCUCACCAUCUACCGGCCACAACGAGAAUGAGACCUUCCCGGCGAGCAAUACGGGCACGACUGCCCGCACGCUGCAUGUUUUGCGCCGUCCUGCAGCCGCCUUCGCGGGUUGCUCCCCGGCCCGGCCGUCUCAAGUCAAGAUUGGCGGGACGACCGGCCUCGUUAUGUCUGCAUCGCAAGCGGAUGCUGAAGACGGGCCAUGGGAUAUGGUGGUCCAAUACGCUCCUCCCGCGGACGACCCUAAGCGUGCGAAGACCUGGACGAAGACGCUACAAACUACUGGAAGCAAGCGAAACUUGCAGAUCGAGGCUGAUGCACCUGGAACGUAUACGCUAGUAGAUGUGAAGGGACGUUACUGCGAGGGCGACGUGCUUGCUCCGGAGUCUUGCCCGGUUACGGAGAUACCGAAGCCAAGCGCGGAGAUCGACUGGAGGGGUAUACAUGAAUGUUCGGGUGACACUGGUGUCGAAGCGUCGUUGCUCCUACACGGCAAAGCGCCAUUCCACAUCUACUACACUAUGCAACGCAACAAGGAGCCAGCGAAGGAACUCGUGAAAGGCUAUCAAAACACACGCGGCGAGCUCCUGCUCCAACCAACUCAAAGCGGCGAUUAUACCUACACCUUCACGGCCAUCUCUGACGCCAACUACCAGAAGGUGCCGCUUCCGGGCCCAAGCAUCAACCAAGUCGUACACCCUCUCGCAGGGGCCAACAUUGUCAACGCCAACAGGCCUAUCAACAGCUGCGCGGGCGAGACGGUCGAGGUUGAAGUGGAUUUGAAGGGCAUCGGGCCUUGGAAUCUGGACGUGCAGCUUGUGGGGUUGAAGGAGAGCAAGACGCUGAACUUUGCCAAGAUCGAGAGUUCUAGGCAUAAGUUGCGGAUCCCGGUUCCGGAGCGUAUCAACAAGAAUGGCGGCACCUUCGAUAUUUCUCUCCGCAGUGUGGAGGACUCAUCCGGAUGCCGUCGCAUGUUGACCGUGCCCGGUGUGACCGUCAAUGUAAGGCGUAUCAAGGCGACGGCUAAGUUCUACGGCAAGCCUGGGGAGCGCAAGGUCACGACGCUGGACUACGAGAAGGCGAACCUACCGCUCCGUCUCACAGGCGAGGGACCAUGGCAGCUCAAGUACCGCAAUAUGGAGAAACCCGAGGUGUUCGAGACGGCAAAGUUCACCAGCGCGAAUGAUCACUUAUCUGUUCGCGGGCAUGGAACAUACGAGAUCCUCGAAGUCUACGACUCUCAGUGCCCGGGCGAGGUUAUCAGGGAGGAGUCCGCUUACGAUGUUACAUGGAUUCCGCGUCCUUCGGCCAAGCUUUCCGAGGAUACACCUGGUCAACUCGAACGCUGGAAUGGAUCCUUCAUCCUCCCUCCCAUCUGCGAAGGUGCAAACAGUCAUGUCGAUCUCGAUCUCACUGGCCGUGCGCCCUUCCACAUUCUCUACAACAUCGCCCGCGGGGAGAAUGGUGGGACUCGGGUACUCGAUCAGCCCAUGUUCAACAGCAUCCAGCCUCGCACGAGGUUCCAGCUCGUCACUUCUGAUCCAGGACGUAUACUCUACGAGGUCAAGCAAGUCGGAGAUACGGCCUACCCGUUGGCUCAACAUAAAGAUUCGGUUAUCCCUCGCGCUUAUCGUCCGCUCUUCGAGCAACAGGUACUGCAACGCCCCGAGGCGCGCUUCCGCACGCCGGAUCGUCUCUCGUACUGCCUUUACGACGCGUUCACGCCUUUGGAGCAGUACAGCACGGAAGGCACUGUCGCACUCGAGGGUACUCCUCCAUUCCAGCUCACGCUCUCUGUCAAGAACAUCGCCGCAGGAGACGUUUACACCGAGACGGUCACAGUGAACUCGUACUCUUGGCGCCUUGAUCUACCGACAUAUACGUUCAAGUCUGUCGGACAGCAUCAGAUCACCAUUGAGGGCGUUAGCGAUGCCGCAGGUUGCGAGCAGACGCCGACGCAUCCGAGAGAGAGGAGUAUCUGGGUCGAUGUGGCGGAGAGCGCGGCUAUUGUACCGUAUGAUCGUCGUGAGCACUUCUGUGCGGGCGAGACGGCGCAGUUCCAGCUCGAAGGCAUUCCUCCGUGGACUGUCGGCUACAAGGUCAACAACAAACACCACACACAGAGCGUCAGCGCGAGCCCCUUCGCACUACUUCUCAGCUACCCCGGCGACUUUGCCGUGACAGAUAUCGCGCAUCAACACGCACGAUGCCGCGCAGCCGUCACCGAUCUUGCGUACACAGUACACGCGCUACCGUCUGCGCGUGUUGGCCAAGGCCGUCGUAUCUUCCAGGAUAUCCACGAAGGCGAUCAGGCGGAGAUCAAAUUCACCCUUGUUGGCGAGCCGCCAUUCACGUUUACUUAUCAGCGCUCGGAACCGCCAGCGAAGAAGGGUGGACGUCCUGGGAAGGUGCUCGAGACGCACACUGUGAGCGGUGUGGCGUUGAAUGAGUAUUCUAUCUUUUCGGCUUUGGAAGGUACCUGGACCGUGACCUUCAUCUCGGAUCGGUACUGUCGCUAUCCGCCUUCUCAUCCCGAGGCUUCUUGA